Messenger RNA from Carya illinoinensis, 1059 nucleotides. RefSeq names its product protein FAR-RED IMPAIRED RESPONSE 1-like. NCBI's taxonomy places the organism in Eukaryota, Viridiplantae, Streptophyta, Magnoliopsida, Fagales, Juglandaceae. The record is from RefSeq and is a predicted model, not a curated record. Bases 1 to 1059 code for a protein of 352 amino acids. The transcript has a single exon.
AUGACAAAAAGAAGUGAGAGGGGAGAGGAUGGGACUGUUAGAUAUGUUACGCUUGCCUGUGCCCGUGGUGGGAAGGUCCGGAAUAGGAUUUUGAAUGUCUCCAACCCUCGUCCGACAGGAAAGAGUGAAUGUAAAGCAAAGAUUAAUGCCUCAAAAACUCCUGAUGGAAAGUUUCGACUGAAUUCAGUUCACAAUAUCCAUAACCACAACCUUAGCCCAAAGAAAUCACGCUUCUUUCGAUGUAAUAGAGAAGUAAGUGAAUCUGUAAAAAGGGUCCUUGAUACAAAUGAUAUGGCUGGCAUCCGAAUGAAUAAGAGUUUCGGUUCUCUUGUUGUUGGCGCGGGUGGAUUUAAGAACCUCCCGUUUCUGGAAAAGGAUUGUCGUAACUACAUCGACAAGGCACGACAUCUACGACUGGGCGCAGGUGGUGCUGGGGCGUUUCGAGACUACUUUUUACGGAUGCAGUACAAAAAUCCGAGGUUCUUUGCAUUAAUGGACCUGGAUGAUGACGGGAGGUUAAAGAAUAUAUUCUGGGUGGACCCCCACAGUAGAGCAGCCUACCAAUAUUUCGGUGAUGUGGUCACAUUUGACACCACAUACCUGACGAACCGGUAUGGGAUGCCCUUUGCACCAUUUGUUGGUGUAAACCACUAUGGGCAAUCAAUUUUGUUGGGAGCUGGCUUGAUUUCCUCAGAGGAUACGGAGACAUUCGUGUGGUUAUUUCAGACUUGGUUGCAGUGUAUGGAUGGUAUAGCCUUUAAGGCUAUUAUCACUGAUCAAGACAGAGCGAUGAAAAAUGCUAUUGCAAUUGUUUUUCCCGAGAGCCGGCAUCGAUUCUGCCUUUGGCAUAUACUUAAGAAAGUACCCAAAAAGCUUGGGAGCUAUGCUUCCUACAAGACUAGAAUGAAAACUGCACUAAUGAGUGUGUGUAUAACAGCCAAAGUGGGGAAGAUUUUGAGAAAUGUUGGGAUCAGUUCAUCAUCAUGUACAACUUGCAUGAGAAUGCAUGGCUGCAGAGUUUAUACAUUGAGCGUGAGUACUGGGUACCGACCUUCUUGA